AUCCAAAAAGUGCUGGGAGGCAUUUUAGCAGCUUGGUCUCACGUCAGUCGCUGUCGUCUUGGUCACCCCUUGCUAGCGCCUGUAGCGAUGAUAAGUCUGAUGUUAGCUAACAAGUGCGUAGCUUAGCAGCUCAGUUAACGUUGCUGCAAUUUAAAGGUGUGCUUAUUGUCUCUGUUACAUCUCGUUGGAACAGUCAGGUGAUCCAUGUUUGUCUGAUCGAGCCAACAGGGAACAUGCUGACCGCACAGAGGGCAUGUGCAGCGCUGGCUGCCCGGCGCCUGGUUAGAGCCUCUGUCUGCACGCGCACACAGCGCUCUCUGAUCCACACGUCCACGCCCUGGCGGGACCAGACUGAGCUGCAUCCUGAAUGGGCUGCUCUGGCCAAGAAACAGCUCAAGGGGAAGGACCCAGCUGAUCUGAUCUGGCGCACGCCGGAGGGAAUCAACAUCAAGCCUGUGUACACCAGAGCAGACACAGCUGGCGGUGCUGAUGAAUUGCCAGGAGUGUUUCCCUAUACUAGAGGGCCUUAUCCCACCAUGUACACUAACAGGCCGUGGACUAUCAGGCAGUAUGCUGGAUUUAGCACCGUGGAGGAGAGCAACAAGUUCUAUAAAGAUAAUAUUAAAGCCGGACAGCAAGGUCUUUCUGUCGCUUUCGACCUCCCGACACACCGGGGGUAUGAUUCAGACAACCCCCGCGUCCACGGAGAUGUCGGCAUGGCCGGAGUUGCCAUAGAUACAGUGGAGGACAUGAAGAUGCUGUUUGAUGAGAUCCCACUUGAGAAGAUGUCUGUCUCAAUGACAAUGAAUGGAGCGGUUAUCCCCGUGCUGGCAAUGUUUAUUGUGACUGGAGAGGAGCAGGGUGUGUCCAAAGCCAAAUUGACAGGCACCAUACAAAAUGACAUUUUGAAAGAGUUCAUGGUGCGCAACACCUACAUUUUCCCCCCGGAGCCAUCCAUGCACGCCAUUGCUGACAUCUUUGCUUACACCUCCAAGCACAUGCCCAAGUUCAAUUCGAUAUCCAUCAGUGGAUACCAUCUUCAGGAGGCUGGAGCUGACGCCAUCCUGGAGGUGGCCUACACCAUCGCUGAUGGCCUCGAGUAUUGCCGCACUGGUCUGAAAGCCGGGUUAACCAUCGACGAGUUUGCCCCAAGGCUGUCAUUCUUCUGGGGCAUUGGGAUGAAUUUCUACAUGGAAAUUGCUAAACUGAGGGCAGCCAGGAGGUUGUGGGCCACGCUCAUUAAGGACAAGUUCCAGCCCAAGAAUGCAAAGUCUCUUCUCCUCCGCACUCACUGCCAGACUUCAGGCUGGUCCCUCACCGAACAAGAUCCGUACAACAAUGUGGUCCGAACGGUGAUUGAAGGCAUGGCGGCUGUGUUCGGGGGCACCCAGUCACUCCACACCAACUCCUUUGAUGAAGCUCUGGGCCUGCCCACGGUGAAGAGCGCUCGUAUUGCAAGGAACACCCAAAUCAUCAUCCAGGAGGAGUCGGGCAUUCCCAAAGUGGCCGACCCCUGGGGGGGCUCGCACAUGAUGGAGUCCCUCACAGAGGAUGUGUACAACACAGCCAUGAUGUUCAUUAAAGACAUUGAAGAGAUGGGAGGCAUGGCCAGUGCUGUGGCAGAGGGCCUUCCAAAACUUCGUAUUGAAGAAUGUGCAGCACGUAGACAGGCCCGCAUUGACUCAGGAACAGAAGUCAUUGUCGGUGUGAACAAGUAUCGUCUGGAGAAAGAGGAGAGUGUCGAGGUGCUGGCCAUAGAUAACACGAUUGUACGACAGAAGCAGGUGGCAAAACUGAAAAAGGUGAGGGAAACUCGUGACCCUGUGGCAGCAAUGAAGUGCCUGGCAGCCAUUGAGGAGUGCGCCCGAACCAGGGAGGGCAACCUUUUAGGCCUGGCUGUGGAGGCAGCUCGAGCCAGAUGCUCCGUUGGUGAAAUUACUGACGCCAUGAAGAAAGUGUUUGGUGAACACAAGGCGAGCACCAGGAUGGUGAGCGGGGCUUACCGCAGCGAGUUUGGGGAGAAUGAAGAGAUCGCCAUGACCCACAAUAGAGUUGUGGAAUUUAACAAACACGAGGGCAGGAACCCGCGACUGCUGGUGGCAAAGAUGGGACAGGAUGGUCACGACAGAGGAGCCAAAGUGAUUGCCACAGGGUUCGCCGACCUGGGCUUUGACGUUGACAUCGGCCCACUGUUUCAGACUGCCAUUGAGGUGGCCCAGCAGGCGGUCGACGCAGAUGUUCACUGCGUCGGGGUGAGCACGCUCGCUGCAGGACACAAGACGCUGGUCCCGGAGCUCAUCAAGGAACUAAGGAAGCUCAACAGGCCAGACAUCCUCGUCAUCUGCGGAGGUGUCAUCCCACCACAGGACUAUGAAUUUUUGUACCAGAGCGGUGUCUCUGCCAUCUUUGGUCCAGGAACCAGGAUCCCACAGGCUGCAGUGGAGGUCAUUGACAACAUUGAGAAGAGUCUGGAAAACAUCCGACAGGCCAUGUGAACUCUUUUGAAAAAAUAAUAAAAUAAAUGGGGUAAAAAGUGCAACUCCAACUAAAGCUGUCUAUUCGUGCUGUGUCGCAAAAAAACAAUUGAGUUAGGACUGAGAGUGAACUCUUCUGUACAGAAUCAGUUUGACGUGUGGCUGUGAAAAACAAGCAUGUCCUUCCCUGCUGGGAGUUCGCAGCGUGUGCCGCAGUCAAAGUCAGUAGCAACCAGCUGUGAUGUCAUGGUUGUCUAAAUUCUCUGUACAUCAGGUUUGAGUUUAUCACUAAUAGGAUCCUCACAGUUUGCUGUACUUCACAAAGGAAAGAAUAUCUCAUCACAAAAAUUGUUUAGUUCUCUAUUAUUGUUUGGGAUGACAUAACAUCUAAAAAAAACCCGUCACAGAUAGUGUCUUUGUAACCUUUUCAAUGGUGAUUUAUUCAAUACUGUGGAGUCUGCUCAAGUGUGAAUUGAAGGAUUAAGUAUCUUUGAAAUCUCAUAAUAAAAGCGUGAACCUGGACUAUUGAUUAACACUAAAAAUUUAAAUGUGAUGUUCUUUAAUUGUAAUGACCAUACUAAGACUGAUAAUCACAUGAGAAUAGAUCAUGAUUUACAUUAAUGCAAAUGAGGAUUUACUGUGUGCCUUGAGGUGAGCUGCUCAGCAAUUUUUGCCCUCCAGUAUCAAAUGUACUUCAGCAAUAUAAACCUUGGAAUAUGAUGCUUCCAUCGUGACUUUGCUAUUCAUCUAAAUAAUGCAAUCUAUAUAAAACACAAGUAAGCCCUGUAAUGGUUUUAUUUUGAAAUGUAUGUGUGUUAUUUUCAAUGACAUAGCAGAGUGCCUGUGUUAUUGACACAGACAUUUCAUAGUGUUACAUUCCAGGGUUAAUAAUGCCAUCCAGUAUAAAACACAAUACAACAUUAUAAACAUUAGAAUAUGAUUAUUUAUUAUGAAAUGUGUGUAGCAGAGUUUGAUUAGUGCAGUGUAGUGGAAAUAAAUUGUCAUUUCAUAAUAAAAGCAUUACAUUCCUGGGUUUAUAACAACAUCCAAUAUAAAACACAAGCAGCAUUAUGAGCAUAGAAAUGUAUUUUUAUUAUGUUGCAUUGUUUUAAUUUCUUUCUUUGCUGCAUCAAGUUUCAUUUAACCAGCUUCUGUUUAUAUAGUCAUAGACAGUAUUUUUCUUUGUGAGAUGUUGAAUCAGAUUCAGCGCUCUGCUCAAAAUAAAAACGUGGACUUGUA
Messenger RNA from Platichthys flesus (European flounder), 3713 nucleotides. It is a transcript of the gene mmut, whose product is annotated as methylmalonyl CoA mutase. The record is from RefSeq and is a predicted model, not a curated record. The coding region runs from base 234 to 2495 and encodes 753 amino acids. Gene Ontology annotation, molecular function: methylmalonyl-CoA mutase activity; cobalamin binding; metal ion binding. NCBI's taxonomy places the organism in Eukaryota, Metazoa, Chordata, Actinopteri, Pleuronectiformes, Pleuronectidae. The transcript is spliced from 13 exons. Gene Ontology annotation, cellular component: mitochondrion.